GGGUUUGAUUGGCGAAUGAAGGGAGUCUGAAAUCAGGACAAACAGACGAAACUUUUGCACACGCCAAUGAUCUUUUUCAAUAACGGGUCUGGUGGAAAAUCGUGAAAAGUUGGAAUUUUCAGUGAGCAGAUCAUUGACCGUGGGAUGUAAUUUUCAUUAAUUAGAAGCACAGCAAAGCUGAGCGUGGAUCUUACGACACCAUGGCAGGCUAUUCGGCGGUGGAGUUUGUCCUGGUAGACGAGAGAGUUGUCGCCGGUAUUGCCUUUUUAUUGCUUGCAUUGGCACCCCGUUCCUCAGGCUCGGAUAGCAUCGACGAACUUUUAAAAAAGCACCCCACUUGGUCGCCCGCUGUGAUUUCCUCAGUCAUGUCAGAUCGAUAUUGUAUAUCCACAAAUGGCACCUCCAAGGAGAGGUUCUCUCAGGAGAUGCUUUUGGGGUGUGCUGGACUCUGUACCAGUGACCCUUUUAUAUUCACUACUUGGUCUUAUGCAAGAGAUUAUGGAGUCGCAACCGGUGGAAUACAUGGAUCAGGCAAGGGGUGCGUGCCAUUCACAUAUCCUGGUUGCGAUCACAAAUCUAAUUAUGAUGAUGUCGAAGACUUUGUUGGCCGUAGUGCGAAAAACAUCAGCGAGUGCAAGGGACAACUUAUAUUCGACCACGAUUGUCCCAACAAAUGCACAAACGAGAAACACAAAACACCAAUUGACAAAGAUCGGAAACGAUUGACAGCUUUUUAUAUGACGUCAACAAAUGAGUUCAGUAUACGGAAUGAGAUCCUGGCGUACGGUCCGGUUGUGACGAGUGUAGUGUUGUUCAGCGAUUUCUUGGAAAAACCAGUUGGAAUUUUCCACGCGACGUACCCACGGAAGCUCUUAGCUUUUGACAAGUUCUUCAAGAUCAUCGGCUGGGGUAAAGAAGGGAGAAGAUACCAAGAAGAGAAGUACUGGCUCUGCGUGAAUACGUGGGACACAUGGGGCGACAAAAUUUUCAAAAUUCCAAGGGGGCGCAAUUACGAUUUCGUAGAGUCCACGUUGACUGCCGGUGUUUUUGAUGAUAUCGACUGAGGGAUAAAGGAUCCCUUUACCUCAUCCGAGUCGAUAUUGCCAUUUAGAGUGAACAUUCAAUUUCUGCCACUUCGAUAAUGGGUCGCUUACUCGUACACUAGUUUCAGAAACUCGAUUUGAUGCUUUCACUGUUUAAUAAAGAAAAAAAAAGAAAGAAAAAAGAAAAAAAAAGAAAAAAAAAGAAAAAAAAAUAUCAAUCCACCCAAGCGCCUGGUUUCCCAGUCAAAAAUAAACGGAGCCAUCGCUCUUUGAAAAACACAGUUUAUGAUGUCACUGACCACGUCAGCGCGUAUAACAUGUUUUUUCCCCACCUUGUACGUACUAAUUAGUGGUAUACACACAUUUCAUGCAUAUCAUACAUCACUUUUAAUAAAUAAAGAGAUCAAGCGACCAGUGAAGUCGCCUGCCUGAAAGAAACCAUGAUAUUUUCGCGGUGGAUGACAUCGUCUCAUCUUCACUGAUCAAAAUCGUGAAAUCAUCAAAACACAACUCUGUGAUGAGCACAAUUGACCCAUUGGUCGCACACUAGAAUGUAUUAAACUGCGUUUUAGUUUCAGUGUAUUUCGGCUUUUUGUGUAUUUCACGCCGAUUUUCAACAUGUAUAUUGUAUACUGGACAUAGAUGGCUGAAGAGAGGUCACUAACGAAAAUAAAUCCUGAGACAAUAACUUCAAGAUUUUUUCAAAGAAUAUGUUUGUAUAAAACUCUUAAAUUCUCGAGUCCAAAUUUUUCAUGUAAAAUAUCUACUUUAAAAAAAAAACUAUGUACAUUGAUUUGUGGUCAUCUAUUUUGAAUGCAUUGAUCUGCAUCAUAAAGCAUUAUCAACUGAC
Molecule: messenger RNA, 1893 nt
Organism: Bemisia tabaci
Lineage: Eukaryota; Metazoa; Arthropoda; Insecta; Hemiptera; Aleyrodidae
Source: RefSeq, a predicted model, not a curated record